UUCCUUUCUGAGAAGCAGAUUGGAGAGUUAACGAAAACGGAAAUAUAAUUUUGAUUCUGCAAAGCAAAAUUCUUCUUCCCGUCUCAAAUUUCUCGCUUAAUUGUCAAACAAGUCGUCGUUCUGAAAUCCAAUUCAAAAUACGCGGCAAAAUAUAAAAAUUUUUCUUCUGUUCUUCAACACAAAUUCAAUGGCGGCCGCAAUUAUUUUCCGAUUCUUAACUAUUUCGAGUUAGGUAGAUAAUAGGAGAGGGAUUCUUGGACGAUGGAAGAGCCUGGACAGCUAAAAAGUGCGGUGAUCAAUGCUACGGCCGGCGCAGUUGCUGGCGCUAUUUCACGAACAGUAACCUCGCCCCUCGAUGUCAUUAAGAUCAGGUUUCAGGUUCAAUUAGAGCCCACUUCUUCAUGGGCUUUGCUUCAAAGAAAUUUGUCUGGACCAUCAAAAUAUACUGGAAUGUUUCAAGCAACAAAGAAUAUAUUUAGAGAGGAAGGUUUAACGGGUUUUUGGCGUGGCAAUGUCCCAGCUUUACUUAUGGUUAUGCCUUAUACUGCCAUACAAUUUGCUGUCUUACAUAAAUUGAAAACAUUUGCAUCUGGUUCUCAGAAAGCAGAGGAUCACAUUAAUUUGAGUCCUUAUCUGUCAUACAUCAGUGGGGCAUUAGCUGGGUGUGCAGCUACUGUUGGAUCGUAUCCAUUUGAUCUUCUACGAACCAUUUUAGCCUCACAGGGGGAGCCUAAGGUGUAUCCAACCAUGUCGUCUGCAUUUCUCGAUAUAAUAAGAACUCGUGGCUUCAGGGGGUUAUAUUCUGGAUUGUCACCAACGCUAGUUGAGAUUGUCCCAUAUGCUGGCUUACAAUUUGGCACAUAUGACACGUUUAAACGUUGGACAAUGGCCUGGAAUCGGUUCAGCUCCUCCUCCACCAGCUUAGCCAGUACAGAUGAUAGCCUCUCAAGUUUUCAGCUUUUCAUCUGUGGGUUAGCAGCCGGCACAUGUGCCAAACUUGUCUGCCAUCCACUCGAUGUAGUCAAGAAAAGGUUCCAGAUUGAAGGUCUACAGAGGCAUCCAAGAUAUGGAGCCCGAGUGGAACAUCGGGCUUACAGAAAUAUGUUUGAUGCCCUACGCCGAAUCUUGCAAUCUGAGGGUUGGGCUGGUCUAUACAAAGGAAUUGUCCCGUCAACUGUCAAAGCUGCACCUGCUGGUGCUGUAACAUUUGUGGCAUAUGAGCUUACAUCAGACUGGUUAGAAUCAAUUUUAACUUGAAUCUGACCUGAAUAUUUAUUCUUUAUUAGGUUCAAAAUAUGUUUGGAUAA
Messenger RNA from Carica papaya (papaya), 1307 nucleotides. Its product is annotated as mitochondrial thiamine diphosphate carrier 2-like. The record is from RefSeq and is a predicted model, not a curated record. Gene Ontology annotation, biological process: transmembrane transport. Lineage: Eukaryota; Viridiplantae; Streptophyta; Magnoliopsida; Brassicales; Caricaceae.